AUGGGUUUCACCGACGUCGACCAGCUGACCGUGAACACGAUCCGUGUACUGGCUGCUGAUGCUACCGCUCGCGCCAACUCCGGCCACCCCGGUGCCCCGAUGGGCAUGGCGCCGGUCGCCCAGGUUCUCUGGAACAACAUUAUGCGCUUCAACCCCAAGAACCCCCACUGGGUGAACCGUGAUCGUUUCGUCCUCUCGAACGGCCACGGCUGCAUGCUCCAGUAUGCUCUGCUGCACCUGUAUGGCUUCGGCCUGACCAUUGAUGACCUGAAGGCUUUCCGCUCAGUCGACAGCAUCACCCCCGGCCAUCCCGAGUCCCAUGACACCCCCGGUAUUGAGGUCACCACCGGUCCUCUCGGCCAGGGUAUCUGCAACGCCGUCGGCCUGGCCAUUGCCCAGGCUCACACUGCCGCCACUUUCAACCGUGACGGUUUCGACCUGUUCAACAACUACACCUACUGCUUCCUGGGUGAUGGCUGCUUGAUGGAGGGUGUUUCCAGCGAGGCCUCGUCUCUCGCCGGUCACCUGCAGCUCGGCAACCUGAUUGCCGUCUACGACGACAACCACAUCUCCAUUGAUGGUGAUACCAACUGCGCCUUCACUGAAGACGUCGUGAAGCGGUACGAGGCCUACGGCUGGCACGUCAUCGUCGUCGCUGACGGCGACCACAACCUUGAGGGCAUCUACUCCGCCAUCAAGGAGGCCCAGUCCGUCAAGGACAAGCCCACCCUGAUCAAGCUCCGCACCAUCAUUGGUUUCGGCUCCCUGCAGCAGGGCACCCACGGUGUCCACGGCUCGCCCCUCAAGGCCGACGACAUCAAGCAGCUCAAGGAGAAGUUCGGCUUCAACCCCGACGAGAGCUUCGCUGUCCCCCAGGCCGUCUACGACCUGACCGCCAAGAAGGUCGCCGAGGGCGCCGCCGCGGAGAACGAGUGGAACGCUCUGUUCGCCAAGUACGCCGAGAAGUACCCCGCCGAGCACGCCGACCUGACCCGCCGCCUGAAGGGCGACCUGCCUGAGGGCUGGGAGAAGAAGCUGCCCGUCUACACCCCGACGGACGCCGCCGUUGCCUCGCGCAAGCUGUCCGAGGUUGUCCUCAGCAAGAUCGAGGAGAUCAUCCCCGAGCUCAUCGGUGGGUCGGCCGAUCUGACGAGCUCCAACUUGACCCGCUGGAAGGGCGCGGUUGACUUCCAGCCCCCCUCGACUGGCCUUGGUGACUACUCUGGUCGCUACAUCCGCUACGGUGUCCGUGAGCACGGCAUGGGUGCCAUCAUGAACGGCCUGGCUGCCUACGGCACCCAGAUCCCCUACGGCGGUACUUUCCUGAACUUCGUCUCGUACGGUGCUGGCGCCGUGCGCCUGUCGGCCCUAUCGCGGGUCCGCGUCAUCUGGGUCGCCACCCACGACUCCAUUGGUCUGGGUGAGGACGGCCCGACCCACCAGCCGAUCGAGACUCUGGCUCACUUCCGCGCCCUGCCCAACUGCAUGGUGUGGCGCCCGGCCGACGGCAACGAGACGAGCGCUGCCUACUACGUCGCUCUGACCUCCAAGCACACCCCCAGCAUCAUGGCCCUGUCUCGCCAGAACCUGCCCCAGCUGGAGAACUCGACCAUCGAGCACGCCAUCAAGGGCGGCUACGUUGUCCACGAGGACAAGAGCGCCAACAUCACCCUGGUCUCGACCGGUUCCGAGGUCGGCAUCUGCGUUGAGGCCGUCAAGUACCUGGCCGAGAACCACAACGUCAAGGCCCGCGUUGUCUCCCUGCCCUGCUUCGAGGUCUUCGAUGCCCAGCCCAAGGAGUACCGCCUGAGCGUCCUGCCCGACGGCAUCCCGUCGCUGUCCGUCGAGGUCAUGAGCACCAUGGGCUGGGAGCGCUACACUCACGAGCAGUUCGGCCUGAACCGCUUCGGUGCCUCUGGCCCGUACAAGGAUGUCUACAAGAAAUUCGAGUUCACCCCGGAGGGCAUCUCCAAGCGUGCCGUCGCCACCAUCGACUACUGGAAGGACGUCCCCAACAUCCGCUCGCCCAUCAACCGCGCCUUCCAGCAGCUCAUCUAA
This is a messenger RNA of Sporothrix brasiliensis 5110, 2058 nucleotides long. RefSeq names its product transketolase. The record is from RefSeq and is a predicted model, not a curated record. Gene Ontology annotation, molecular function: transketolase activity. Gene Ontology annotation, cellular component: cytosol. The coding region runs from base 1 to 2058 and encodes 685 amino acids. NCBI's taxonomy places the organism in Eukaryota, Fungi, Ascomycota, Sordariomycetes, Ophiostomatales, Ophiostomataceae. The transcript is spliced from 6 exons. Gene Ontology annotation, biological process: pentose-phosphate shunt.